AUGGCUGCCCUCGAUGACAGCCUUACAAAGUUUGAGGGGAAAUUAUGGACUUUUUGGACUCGUAGCUCUGGAAUUUCUAAUUUAUUAAGUCUGCGAAAUAAUGAUGAUCAUGGCAAAGUCAGACCACAAGCUUCCACAUCUCUUCUUAAAAAAGAAGAUAUGGCCACUUAUGGCUACUGUCCAGUGUGGGAAGACUUUUAUCUCGUUGUCUGUGACUUCUGUGGAGUGUCUGUUAAGCCUCAGGCUCUCAAGCAUCACAUAGAACAACAACACGGCAUUGAUAAGGUCUUCUUAAGUUCUUCUGACAAGCCUUGUGAUGCCAUAACUGUUAGUGCUGCGGCUGCUUCGUCGUCAACUAGCUGGGUCUUUUCUGGCAGUGACGAAAGUAAAGCUUCUAGUGUGACGUCUGAUAACAUCACUGAAGUGACAUGUCUGGGCGCCAGUAGCAGUUCACAAAACAAAACACUAAAGAGACUACUAGAAAAGAAUCCAAGAAGAAGCCCAACUGGAUCUUUCUUGACUGGAGACAGACAAGAUUCUGGUUUGGGUCUAUCAUUCUUUGGCAGCUCCAGCCAAGAUUCAGAUUUGCCAAUGGAAAUCCCAAAUGUUGCUCCUUCCACUUCAAUAUCUGCAAUGACUAACACCCUGCAUACCAAACAUGAGACAUUCGCCUCCAAUUUAUCAAACCACAAUUCUGACAGCUAUGUCCAUUUAAGAGCUGCUCUUGAUGGAGUACCCCAAAAUACAUCUAAUUUCUCCUUAUUAGAAAAUGGCUCUACACCAAGAACAGUCAUGCAAGCCUCCAAUACUUUGCCUUAUUCUAACUACUCCAACGUGAGAGUUUCACAGAGCUCCUUGACUAACAGUUGUCGGAACAUAAGUAGGUGUAGCAAUAGUAACAGUCAUGGGAGUAAUAGCACUAUUAGCAAUAACGUAGCAUUAGGUAUUAGUAAUGGUCUUGACUAUGGUGAAGGAGGCACUGAACUCAUAGGAAGGAAUAGCUCAUCAAGAACAGUCAUCUCUCCUGGACUGGAUUUUCCCUCACCAUCGCCAUGCAGUUUAUCUAAAGACGACGAGGACAGCCUUGAUAGCAGAUUACGAGCCCUGCACAGCCCUCAGGACGACUCUUCUCCAUCCCUCAUUCCGUCAUCGUCACAGUUGCCGAGCUUGGCAGGUGACGGUGUUAGUAAUCAAGCUUUCCCCUUGGAAAGUAAUUCCCUCCACCACCAUGGAAGUAAUUCUCUCCAUCAGACUCGAGCACUGCCGGAUCUUUCCCUUGAUAAUAAUUCAAUGCUAAACCCCUCGCCUCACUACACUGGGCAGCUUAGUGUUGGGCCACUCAGUGUUGAACCCCAGAGUAUCGGGCCCCAGUCAGUGGGUCCUCACAGUGUUGGGCCUCCCAGUGUGGGGCCGCCUAGUGUCGGGCCUUCCAGCGUUGGCAGUUCUGGCAUGACUCCCAGUCAUGCUUCAUUUACGAGCAAUCGGCCCAGUGGCAUGAACACAAGCUUGAACAAUCAUACCAACAGCAGCACUAAUGAUUUUUGUGGGAUGUUGUCCUCGAUAUCACCCUCUGGUGUUAUGAUGUCCAUGGACGGACACAUCGAUAGCAAUAGUAGGAGUGAUGGGAGCAAUAACACUCCUGUGUUACACUCAGCUUCUCCCGCCGUUGAUAGUGCCGAGGAGGAAGUUAAGAGGAUAUCUGCCAUGCUGCAGAAGGAGGUCGAGGCCUUGACUGCAUCUCAGCAACUUAAUUCCAGAUCUCGUUCUAUGCAUUCACUUCCCUCAGGCAAUUCUUUACCUCCUCAUGACAUUGUCGAGGCCCAAGUCAUGGUUGGGCGGAGACAUCACUCUAGCUCCUCUUCUCUUUUAGGUGUCACCUCGCAAGCAUCGCACAAUUCUUCCACUGCCAGUAUAGGUUUGAGCAAUUCGUCUAUUGCUAUGUCUAAUACUUCCAAUGAAUUUUCAACUUUACAUUCAAAUAAUAACACAUUGACGUCCUCGAGAAGAGCUAAUAACGAUAACGGUGUUCAAGUGACUAAUUUGGGUAGUAAUAACAAUAGUAACUCUAAUAAUAUGGGAUCUGUUCCUGUUCCUAUAGGCCAUAUGUCUGUUGAAACCCUCAACCAAAUCCAGGCUGAUUUAUUGGCGACGGUGAGUGAGUCUGACUUGAAUGCCGUUUUGAAUGCCACGCCUGACUCGUCUGACCCAUCGUUGUUACCUAAUAACUCUUCUCUUGUUUAUUUUCCUGACAACCAAACUGUGCAAUUCUCUGACUCUUUGUCACUCACAUCCGAUAAUUUUUCCUCGAAUCAAUUGUCAAGUUCUGGGAGCAUAUCUCAGGUGCAAUUUAGUAAUGAACAAUUAAGUAUGCCGGUCUUGGACUCGGGGGAUAGUCCUGUUACCCUGCAGCAGUCGAGCUUCAGGAGUUUGGGUCUUCUGGACCAGUCAGACCAAAUGCGGCUGUCGGAUGCUUCUCAGGCGGAAGAACUGACAAACGCUGUCAAUUCAAUCACUCAGCCUGGGCAAAACAAUUGCAUCAAUGCUUAUGAUUCACCAUUAGGUAGUUUUAUUCAGCCUAACUCGCACUUGCCUAUGGUUGUAUCGUCGCCAGCGCCAUCUCCAUCACCCACAGUCUCGUUUUGCUCCGUGAGUUUGGCAGCUGCGUCCCCUUUGAGUGCAUCAAGUGUCUCGAGUUUACCUCUGACACCUCUUGUGGCAGGAAGCAACGUCCAAGACGUCACGUCGCUGGGACAAAGUGUUUGCACUACUCAGGGUAUCACGGUCGUUAUUGGUGGCACUGCAACUCCUAUCACUUUACCUCAGUCUCCCAUCACCUCGACUAAUAGUAAAAAGGCAGUAUUCAGCAGUCAAUGCAUAGUAAGCCAGAGUCCCACACUCACCCAGUCUCCAUUACAAUCGAGUUUCAGCAGUGGAGGUCACACUACACCCAUACACAGCCUCCCCUCUCAAAGUACCACUCCUUCCCCUAAGAAAUCGAGCAAAAAGAAGAAGCCUUGCGAGGCGCGAAAGAUCGUACCACUCAAAGACAGAGAAUACAAUCCAGAGAAGCACUGCGGUGUGCUUGUGGCUGAGACUGGCAAGCCGUGCACGCGGUCCCUCACUUGUAAGACCCACAGCCUCACUCUAAGAAGAGCUGUCAACUCUCGGAGUAAAAAAUUCGACGAGCUUCUCUUCGAACACCGCGCUAAUAAGACGACCAAAUCCGGCGAUGGAGCGAGUAGCUCCGGAGCUGUUCAGGGAGCUUCAACUCCCUCUCGAGGUGUGACUACCCCAACCACCACCACCACAACAACCUCCUGCAUUUCAUCUACUAACUCUACCAUGGUUGCUGGCGUUAAUCUAACCAUGGUUGGUGCUACGAGUGGUGGUGGCCCUUCGUGUUCCCCUCUUUUGGCCCGGAGUUUGAGUGGCGCCUCUGCCUCCACUACUCCAGUUACCUCCCUCCAUCAGCAAUACUCCACGGACUCCUCACACUCCUCCAUCCAUCCCCCCGCUUCCCCUUACCAGUGGGCGGCUUCCCUAGCCAUUGUCCGACCAUCUAGAACCCACACUGACAAUUUCUACUCUACAUCUCCUCCUCAGCCCCUAGCCACAUGCUCAUACAACACACGUCGUCUGGGUGGAUUCCUAGCCACAGAGCACAAGAAUGACUUGCUGCGCAGCGUUCUGCGCACCGCACUGAAGAAGCCCUCUCCUACUUCGUAUAUUAUUGACUCGAGCUGCAGCAGUGGUUCCCAUAGCGCCACGGUCUCAGGAACAUUGCCUGCUGUUGCGGCUGAACGUCUUAACAACGUCAAGCCUUUGCUAGCGCGCAAACUGCAGGCAACUGUGCCACUAAAUGCUUUAGCUACUAAUAAAGAUGGCAUCACAGUCAGCACAGGCUACAACGGACACAUUCAAGUGGCUGCUAGCAGUAUGGGAAUAGUGGGUACAGUAGCUGGCGGACAAUUAAAACGAGGUGUUCAUCAUAUAGAUAGUAUUGUUAAUAAGAACGUCAGCAACCUCCCUAAGAACUGUAAAAACAAGAAAAUUAAAGUUAGUGAGAAUGGCCCCGGAAUUAGCCUGCUCAACAGCGUUGUACAAAUAGAUGCCAAUGGAAACGCCAAAAAUCACGGCAUUCCAGUAGUGGCUGUGACGAUCCCGAAUGGAUUAUCUUCUCAAACAAUAAACUUGAGUAACGUGAAUUUCAGCGGCAUGCGCACGGUGGGCACAAGUCAGCCUAUACGCAUUCAUCCCUCAACCAUGAAAACCUACGUCCGUGAUCAGAUAACUGGUGAAAACCGGCCUACAACCGUCACGGGAGUCUUGAGUAACGUUGUCGUCAGCGCCGCGACGUCUGCCUCACCCGUCACGGCUGCAACCGUCGGCCAGACCAUCAACACGGACGGCACAAACAUCGUUCUCAACCCCGGCACGACGAGCUACCUCAUCGCCGACGGCCUGAAGUCCUUUAAAGGCGAUGCAAGCGGCGGCAUUAGACUGGAGCUGCAUCCUAGCAGCGCGUUCUCGGCAGACUCGCGCUUCAUUCACGCCACUCAACUCUCUAAAGUGGUAACAAGCAGCGGUGUGGUCAGUGCGUCGGGCGGCAGCGGGUCGACCAGCAUACCACUGAGUCAGCCUCAGCAACAGGUCACCUACCUCGCUCCAGCCGUGGCCUCUAGCACCAACCAGCCUCUCACACUCCAGCAGGUCCAACAGCCUCAGCAACAGGUCACCUACCUCGCCCCAGCCGUGGCCUCUAGCACCAACCAGCCUCUCACACUCCAGCAGGUCCAACAGGUCGGUUACUCAGUGUAUUCAGUAUUGAACCGACUGCAAAGCAAAGGAGGCGGAUUUAAACUUUACCCUUCUAACGCUGCCAGCAACGCGAGUGCAGUAGUAGCCCGAGCCACUGCAGCCUCUGGUGGUGCUGUGGCGUCCACCACACCGCACCACCGCACCACCUACGUCAUCCACCAGGACAACCAGCCAUCCUGA
This is a messenger RNA of Hyalella azteca, 4998 nucleotides long. Its product is annotated as serine-rich adhesin for platelets. The record is from RefSeq and is a predicted model, not a curated record. The transcript is spliced from 9 exons. Lineage: Eukaryota; Metazoa; Arthropoda; Malacostraca; Amphipoda; Hyalellidae. The coding region runs from base 1 to 4998 and encodes 1665 amino acids.